Molecule: messenger RNA, 3080 nt
Organism: Purpureocillium takamizusanense
Lineage: Eukaryota; Fungi; Ascomycota; Sordariomycetes; Hypocreales; Ophiocordycipitaceae
Exons: 1
Coding region: 515-2641 (708 amino acids)
Source: RefSeq, a predicted model, not a curated record
UUCAGGUUGCACUCAACACCCGCCACCCCUGCGCUGCACUGGCGCUCCAGGCCCGCAAGCCAUGGCUACCUGUAAGGUACUGAUGCCCGCCCACCUGCCACCAGCUGGCGCUAGGUACCUCAGUACUAACGCAUGGGACGGAAGGCUGCCAACGCCUCCAAAGCACUAUGACGCCCACCUUAGUACCUAGCAGCGCCGACCUGACACACGCACCGCCAACGUAUAAAGCUGCCAGCCCUCGCGCUCAACCCUCACUUCUCACCGGCCGCUGCCAGACAACUUCAUCACACUGCCCGCCCCCUAGAUCGACACUUCGAUUACGGCGUCCACGCCACGAACCGACCGUCUACGUCCGCGAGCGUAGUGCCAGCAGGCAGCCGGAUCCUAUGUGACCAGGCUGCGCAGCCUGGCCGACACCUGGCACUGCCCGUUCUCGGCACGCUUCGAUCGAGAGCACCGAUUACCGCAACGGCGCCCCGGUCGUUGUCUCGCAGACUACAAUCACCGGCCAGCCAUGGCGGUUACUCGCAACGCAGGCAGGCCAUCGUCUGCUGCGAGCGCGGCCUCAAGCAGACGCAACCCAGGCCGAUCAUCUCGAUUCGCGCCACGAUCCUCGAAGCGUCCUCUCUACCACGAGUCGACCGAUUCAGAAGGAGAUAUCGACUCCCUGUCAUCCGCCAUUUCUGAGUCCGACGAGCCCGACGUGGCCGACUCCAAGACAUCUCCGCGCCAAGAUGGCAGUGCACCCGGGCAACGCCAAGCGACACUUCCAUCAGAGAGCCAGAGGGAUCGAGCCAGGAAACGAAGAAGCGCACCAUCGACACCGGUCAAGAAGCGCAAGUUGGCGACACCCCCCCAAGACGACAAGCCGGCAACCUUCAUCCCUGACUGGAGAGACCCGCGAAUCUCAUUCGAGUGUUGGUCAGACGUCUUCCACUAUGCUGCGAGGAUGACUGCAUCGUCAGACAACCUGGCGACCGGCUGGCUCAUGCACGCUGCCACGGUGUGCCGCGCCUUUGCGGAACCUGCACUCACGGCUCUCUAUCGCUGCCCAACCAUCAAGAACUCUCUCAAGGCAAAGCGCCUGGCAACGCUGCUAGGUCGACCGGUCACCCAGACGGCAUACAACUACAGGACUAAGAUUGAGACUCUUCUCAUCGACAUCCACAUUGUUCCACUCGGCGCGUUGCGAUAUUUGAUCCAGGCGCUUCCACGGUUGAAGGAGCUCAUCGUGUACACGCCGCUGGAUCAGCCACCCUACAGACAACUGGACAAGAACAUUCGAUGGCACUACCCAGAAGAUAUCUUCGGGUCUCUCGAGCCGUCCGUACCUCUUCCAGACGGCUCCAUCGACAAGCCAUUCCCAACCUUCUUGAAGAGCUGGGAGUGGAGCGGCCGCCUCGUAGGCGGCUGGGUGCCUACCCUGGAGAGCAUCAUUGAUGUCCACCAGACGACGCCCUUUUCCAAGCUCUCCAAGCUGGCGUUUACGAAUUUCCAGGUUCCCUCUUUGAGCAACCUUCGCCGGAUUCCAGCUAAUGAUGAGGGAGAGCUGCGCGCACAACACGAAGAUGGAAUAGUGAUUGAUGUAAUUGCCAAGGCCAUUUCGCAAGUGGAAAACCUCAACCACCUGGUUUUUGAAUCUUCAACGGUGAUGAAUCAUCGCCUGCUUCCCCUCUUGCCCCAGACUCUGAGCCAUCUGGAGCUUAUUAAUUGCUGGGAAAUCAAGUCCGAGGACCUCGUCAGGUUCUUGCGAACUCACGGUGGGUGCCUGCGCACUCUGAGCCUGCUGCACAACCAGUCCCUGGACCUGGCCUUCUUGACCGACUUGGCCGAAUCAUGUCAAGGUCUCCGCGAGUUGCACAUCAACCUCUCCUACUACCGGCAUCAUGAUAGUAUCAAUGAUGCUGAUCCCAUGUACGAGCAAGCUCUGCUGCCCGAGCAGGUUCCCACGUGGCCAUCAACUCUUCGUGUCAUAAACAUUGAACACAUCCGCGACUGGUCUGUGGAGGCAGCUGGAGUGUUUUUUCAGUCACUUGUGGACAGUGCUGGCAAUCUGCCCGAUCUGCGGCACCUGGGAAUCAAGACGAUGCUCAACAUUCCCUGGCAAGCCCGCGCGACAAUGCGACGGGAAUGGCGCGACAAACUGGAGAAGGUCUUUCUCCGCCCCUUUACCCCCCCACGCAAUUUCACAACCUUGCGGUCGACGUCUGCCGAGGCGCCGAGCCUCCCCAAAAGCAGCCCCAAGCAUGCCAAGAAGUCAGCUGGGGCAUCUGCAAUCAUCUCGCGGCGCAGUGGCAGACUUGCCGCUCACGACCGCGAUUCGGACUCGGCAGGAGCCAGGUCAAACAAGUCGCUCCGGCAGCAUCAUGGCGGCCGACCCUUGUAUCGAGAGCCCGAUACGGACGAAGACGAGGUGGAGACAUCUGCAUCCGAGCCAGAUGAUGCGCCCGAAGUUCAGGACGAAGACCAGCGCGAAUGGAUUGUUCAGGGCAUGUGCAACACCGUCAACAUCCUCGUCGACAAUCAGAAAGUCGGAGAGCAGCAGUACGGCAUGGGCGAUUUCCUCGACGAGGAUGAGGAGGAGUCGGAGGAGGAGUGGGACGGCGACGACGAUGACGAUGACGACGCCAUCGCCUUUUAACGGACGGUGGCUUUUUCUCUGCCCCGACUGCGCGUCGUCAACGUUGAUGCUGCGGUCUUCCACCGAGGAGGCAUGGGACUUCUACUUCCCUGCUGCGGUUUUGUGUGUUUGGCUGGCCCUAUUUGAGGCUCUCAUCAUGGAACACGGCCACGGGCGACAGGUAAUGGGCAAUAGGUAAUGAGCUACGGGAAAUGGGGUCGGCGCAAAUGGGACGAUACCCCUUAGAUGAUGGAUCACUCCACAUGGCCAAGGAAACAGUCGAGAAGUGGCCACCAGUGUACGACUUUGAUUUGUUUAGAUAGAACGAUCAACGAGUGCUGGUAUUGCGCGACCCACCGGCGUCACUCGCUUGCAUGACUGAGUGGGUGAGCGAGGCGCACCUACAAAGCCUAACAUGCUACAGGCAGGCGCCUAGAAUAGGCAGAAUCGUGAUCCGGAG